UCUUUUUUUUUUCUUUUUUUCUUUUUUAUGUUAUUCUUUCUUUCAUGAAAGUGAGUGUUGUGAUUCUGUACAAAACUGGAAAGUCCUUUACUAUUGGUCCAGUGAAGGCCCUUACUCUCUCGAUUAACCAGGCUUUGUAUUUUGAUAAUAAUACUUUGCAUUUUAGAGCCAAAUUUUCUCUGAAAUUUCCCAGCUUGAGCUUCUCUCUUUCAGCAAGACCAUGCUGCUGGUUUUGAGUCCCAGUUCCUUGUUGUUCAGAAACCAGGAGCAGUUGUGAGUCAAACCCAUCUGGGUUUUCAGUGUUAAGCAGCACCUCCAUGAAUUUGAGCUAAAACACCAGCACUUCUAGCUUUUCUGAGGGAAUAUUUUAAUAAAAGAACAGAAACCAAGGUUUGGUUCUGGUGCUGGGAAGUGAAAAAUCAAGACUUUAUCUACAUCUGGGUUGAUUGAGUGGUGCUUGCUUUUUGGCAUGAAUAUGGCUGCUAGGCUUCAGAACCAGGACAGGGUGCCAGAGAACCUGAGAAAACAGCUUGCUCUUGCUGUGAGAAGCAUCGAAUGGAGCUAUGCAAUCUUCUGGUCGAUUUCAGCAAGACAACCAGGGGUGUUGGAGUGGGGUGAUGGAUACUACAAUGGAGAUAUCAAGACAAGAAAGACAGUUCAAGCCAUAGAACUUAAUGCUGACCAAAUGGGAUUACAAAGGAGUGAACAAUUGAGAGAACUUUACGAGUCCCUCUCAGCUGGCGAAGCAAGUCCACAAGCUAGAAGGCCUUCGGCAUCAUUAUCACCCGAAGAUCUAGCUGAUACGGAGUGGUAUUACCUAGUUUGCAUGUCAUUCGUCUUCAACGUUGGACAAGGGUUGCCAGGACGAACAUUAGCAAAUGGUCAACCUAUCUGGCUAUGCAAUGCUCACUAUGCUGAUAGUAAAGUGUUUACUCGCUCUCUCCUGGCAAAGAGCGCCUCCAUUCAGACUGUGGUAUGCUUUCCAUUUUUGGGAGGUGUGAUUGAGCUGGGUGUGACUGAUUUGGUUAUGGAGGACCCUGAUCUCAUUCAGCAUGUUAAAACAUCUUUCUUGGAGGUUCCAUAUCCCAUAGCUUCCAAGAAAACCAAUCCUAGUGCAGGAAGCACAAGAAAUGACAAUGAUCUUGCCUGCACUGUGCUUGAUCAUGAUGUUAUGGACACCAAAUUAAUUCCUGUUGUAGGAUGUGAAGAAAUGAAUGUGACUUCACCUAAUAACAGUUCAAAUGGUUUGGGGCUCAAUCAACCAGCUGACGAUUCAUUCAUGGUUGAAGGGAUGAAUGGGGGAGCUUCUCAAGUGCAAAGCUGGCAAUUUAUGGAUGAUGAGUUCAGUAAUUUUGUACAUCAUUCUAUGGAUUCCAGUGACUGUAUAUCUCAAACUUUGGUAUAUCCUGAAAAGGUUCUCUUGGGUCCUAAGGCUGAAAAGGCAAGUGACCAUUGCCUGCAUGAUCUUAAAGAGCACAAUAGCAAAAAACUGACAUCUUUAGAUCCCCAAGGCAAUGAUUUGCAGUAUCAGAGUGUUCUUUCUGCCCUUUUAAAGGGCUCACGCCAAUUGAUUUUGGGGCCGAACUUUCGAAAUUUUCAUCAGGAAUCUAGCUUCGUCAGUUGGAAGAGAGGAGGAUUUGUAAAAUGCCGGAAACAAAGAGGUGGAAGCCCGCAAAAAUUAUUGAAGCAGAUUUUGUUUGAAGUUCCUCGGUUGCAUGUUGAUUGUGUGCUUGAGUCCCCGGAAGAUAACAGCAAUAGAAAUGGAGUUUGGAGACCAGAGGCUGAUGAAAUUGGUAUGAAUCAUGCAUUAUCUGAGAGAAGGCGAAGGGAAAAACUAAAUGAAAGAUUUUGCGUUUUAAAAUCGAUGGUCCCCUCGAUUAGCAAGGAUGACAAAGUAUCCAUAUUAGAUGAUGCAAUAGAAUAUUUGAAAGAUCUUGAGAAAAGAGUUGAAGAGUUGGAAUCCUGCCAGGAGCCGUCAGAUUUAGAAGCCAAAAUAAAGAGGAAAAUCCAAGAUACUAUUGAGAGAACAUCUGACAACUGUUGCAACACCAAAAUUAGUAAUGGGAAGAAGCCAUUAGUUUACAAGAGAAAGGCCAGUGACAUUGAUGAAACGGAGCCAGAAAUCAGUUAUGUUAUAUCAAAGCACGGUUCAAGUGAUAAUAUAACAGUGAAUAUGAACAAGAAGGAUGUUCUAAUUGAGAUGAAAUUUCCUUGGAGGGAAGGAGUGCUGCUGGAGAUCAUGGAUGCCACAAGCCGUCUCCAAUUAGAUACUCACUCAGUUCAAUCAUCCACAGCAGAUGGGAUUCUUUGUGUCACUAUUAAAUCCAGGUUCAAGGGGUCGACAGUCGCAUCAGCAGGGACAAUCCAGCAAGCACUUCAGCGAAUCGCCAGAAGCUGUUGAUGCUUGUUCUCUUAGUGAUGCUUAGAGGGUUAUUUGCUCUCUCAAAGUCUGUCAUUGUACAAUCAUGUAACGUUGAAAGGUUCUGUAGAUUUUCGCUGUAAGAAAUAUGAGUCUGUUGAGGAUUUUUCCUGCAGGUAAGUAGUCUAGCAACAGGAAUUAAACUUUUGUUAAAUGCACAAUUUUCUUCAAAUAUUUUGAUAUGUGUUUCUGUACC
Prunus avium (sweet cherry) is the source of this 2615-nucleotide messenger RNA. It is a transcript of the gene GL3, whose product is annotated as basic helix-loop-helix (bHLH) DNA-binding superfamily protein. NCBI's taxonomy places the organism in Eukaryota, Viridiplantae, Streptophyta, Magnoliopsida, Rosales, Rosaceae. The record is from RefSeq and is a predicted model, not a curated record. Gene Ontology annotation, molecular function: protein dimerization activity.